Leptosia nina is the source of this 1074-nucleotide messenger RNA. Lineage: Eukaryota; Metazoa; Arthropoda; Insecta; Lepidoptera; Pieridae. The record is from the annotation of a GenBank genome assembly.
AUGCCUGUUCAACAAAUUAACGUUAAGAAUUCAAGUGAGAUCGAAAGUUGGGAAUGGGGCGGCGGAUGUGGCAAAGAGACCAUACGUGCUGGCUCUGGAAGUAGCCAAACGUCUUGUAGCAACUCUAGUGGCGAUAUUUGCAGAAUUUGUCACUGUGAGAGUGAAAUACAUAAUCCUCUGUUGGCACCCUGCUAUUGUUCUGGUAGCCUUAAAUAUGUCCACCAAAGCUGCUUGCAACAAUGGCUCACAGCUUCCGAAACAAGAUCAUGUGAACUUUGUAAAUUUAAUUUUAUAAUGCACACUAAAAUCAAACCUUUUAAUGAGUGGCGACUCCUGGAGAUGUCUGGCGUGGAGCGACGGCGUCUCUGCUGUGCGGUGCUUUUUCACUGCGUGGCCGCCCUUUGCGUAAUGUGGUCACUAUUUGUACUUAUUGAACGAGCUGUGGAGGAGGUCAACAAGGGACAGAUUGCUUGGCCUUUUUGGACAAAGCUGGUGGUGGUAGCUGUGGGGUUCACAGGAGGUGCUGUUUUUAUGUACAUACAAUGUCGACAGUAUUUACACCUUUGCAACCGUUGGCGGGCUCAUAAUAGGAUACUACUCAUACAGAAUGCGCCAGAGAAGAUACCCAUUACCGCAUCCCCGCCACUGCGCAGCAAGAGACGCGAGAGAAGUGCGCGUGGGCAGGUUGUGGCUAACAUAGAGCCGUUGCCCCCCCCAGCUGCCUACCACGAGGAGGAUGAAAGCGGUGGCUUCGAAACGUACAGAGGGAAUCCGCAUCGACGUCUCUCCGCCCUGAACGAGAAUAGGCUAAGAGUGGAACCCCAUGAAGACACUAGGCGAUACUCCGACACGAGAUUGGUGCAACCAGUGAACGUGGCUGUGGAAGAUGUGGUUCAACCCGGCGCUGAGACGGGCGUAUACCACAUUGCUGUGGACCCCCUGGAAGCGGACAUUCGGUCCCUGUUGGCGUUGGAAGCGAGGCGGGAGGCUCGUGCAGCUCGCUCGCUGCCGAACCUGCGCGCGAGUCGCGAGUCCCUACUCCCCGCACCUGUACCGCCUCACCCGCCCUCCUGA